Messenger RNA from Exophiala bonariae, 3405 nucleotides. RefSeq lists its product as uncharacterized. Lineage: Eukaryota; Fungi; Ascomycota; Eurotiomycetes; Chaetothyriales; Herpotrichiellaceae. Gene Ontology annotation, molecular function: protein binding. The coding region runs from base 1 to 3405 and encodes 1134 amino acids. The transcript is spliced from 3 exons. The record is from RefSeq and is a predicted model, not a curated record.
AUGGCUGGCCCUCAGCACCGUCAGCAAUGGCAACAAGGUCCAGCUACUGCCCAGCCAAUAUAUCAACCCGAUCGCUGGAACGAACAAAGACAAUGGCAAGAGCAAGGAAGAUCUCAGGGCGGUUACAAACAGGAGUAUCAACGGUACAACGACUACCCCAAUGGCCACAAUGGGCAUGCUCCAGGCCCAAUACAGGCUCAAUAUCAAGCGCAUGAUCAGUGGCAGGGUCAAAAUCAACGGCAACCUCAAGAUCACUACCAGUACUCCCAGCCGGCCCCUCAUGAGAACUACUCAAACUCUCGAAAUGCCUAUCCCAAUGAUUACGGUCAAGAGCAAUAUAAUCAAGGUCCAUCAGCCGGUCGCAACUAUCAGUAUGACGAACGAUAUCGAAACAACAAUGCUCCACCCGGAAGACCGCCUGUGCAGCAACAUCCAAGCAACCAGUCCAACGAGAGCCGACAUUCACCCCGAAACCAUAAAUCCGAUCAUUCUGGCCACAAGUCUCGCCCUAAGCCACGUGAGAGAAUUCUCCAGCCUAGCUCUCCAAAGAAUCUUGCAUGGGAUAACCCCUUUGGCGCAUUUCCUCCAAAGCAAAAGCCCGAUGAUAAAGAAAAACAUACGAGCCUGGACAAAGCCAUGGAUGAUAUGAGCAUUAAUAACCGGAGACACAGCGGAGGACCCGAGAGACCUUCGACAUCUCAUGGUCAGCGAGGGCAGUCUUCCAGAAAAGAUCCACAAAGACCGAAUACCUCGCACGAUCGUCGCCCUGAACCCUCUCGUCCCUCUUUUGAUUCUCCGAUGCCUCCACUUGGUCGUCAAUCUCCCGAAGUUGCCCGACAAUAUCAAAAUGGAAGACCUCCACCAGGAUCCAUGCCAAGCCCACCGAGACAUCCAGCGCAGCGGCAACCACCACCACCUGCUGCACCACAAAAUCGAGGCCCUCCUCCUCAAAGCCGCUCUCGACCUGGUCAAUACAAUGAGCAGAACUCAUAUGAUCUCCGAGAUGGUCACAAUCCUGGUGGUAAUGGGUAUGGACCCUCGAGAAAUCAACGUGAAUUUUACGGGCUCGACGAAGGCUAUCAGCGAGACCAUAUUCCUCAAUCAAUGGCACACCAGUCUCCAGUUGAUGAUCCUCGUGAUCGAAACAACCUACAACGAGCACCAACGUUUGAAGAAUUCAAUCCUCCUCCCCGCGCAAUGACUACUGGUCAUGUGGAUCAGGGUGGCUAUCGUGGAGUACACGCCGGCGGAUUGACUCAGACAAGAAGCCAUGAAAUGCCCAAUUUCGAUGCGAUCCCGACAAGGCCGAAUGAACAACCGGACGAACUGUUUGGGUCGAGCCCACAAUCACAAUCACAAUCACAGCCGGUGUAUCAGAAGCCAGUUUAUCAAGUGCCAGGAUCAUAUCCCAACCCAGGAAAUUCUCGACACAAUCAAUCGGAUGAGCAGGAAUUGGUCUCUCCUCUGGCGGAGUUUUCAUUUGAUCUUCCACCCAAUCGCAGCCAACGUCCUAUGACACCUAGUCGAAAUGAAACAGCGUCUGUGCCGAACUUGUAUCGCCCACCCACAUUUGGGGAAGAGAGAGGCUAUGAACAACGACCAGGAAGAAACGAUGGAUUUCAAGACUCCCAACGACAGCAGACACCAUCCCAGCCUCCUCCGAGAGUAGCAAGUCGGAAUGGGAUGAAGCCUCAGAUGAAUGAUGGUCGUCCCCCACCAAUGCCUGUCGUGGCCCCCAGUUACCGCUCAAUCAGCGAGGGGCAGUUUUCACGAGGGCACUCGAAUGAAGGGCCGAGACCGGAUGCAAGGAGUUUUGAUAUGGGCAACCCCUAUGAUCAAGAAAUCCAACAGAAUCCGAGAGGACCACCUGCAAUGGCCGGCCAAGUACCGUAUAAUCAAGAUUGGAACCAGUCAGCGCCGAAUCAGCCAAAUCAGCAACAUCAAAGGCCACAAUAUGGACAAGGCCCACCUCCAAGGUCAACUUCUCAAGACAAUUACAAUGCUGGAGCGUCCCAGCCCGGACCACCACAGCCUACGUUUUCAGGCAAUGCACAUCCAGUACCUGUCCGUCACUAUGGCACGCCCGCUCCAGUGACCAACAACCCAGACUCGCUGCCAGCUCAUCCGGAACCUGCCAGGCAGGGAACAGGAAACUUUAACAACGGCUACGGUGUGCAAAACGGGCCAAGAACAGGACCACCACCAACAGGGCAACCUCCGCCACCUACCAACCGACAAGUUUCGGGACCUGUCGCAAAUGGUCGAGCUUCACCUCCCAUUACCCUGCAAGAGGUCAACGCUAUGCGAGAAGCCUACAGCCGGAGUCCCAAUGAUCAUGAACUGGGAUUGAAGUUGUCAAAGAAGCUGGUAGAAGCUGCUCGUGUUCUUUCAGAUGAAGGAGGAGUGGCUGAUGCCAAAACGACGCAAAAGAAUCGAGAAAGAUAUAUCUUUGAUGGACAUAAGAUAGUCAAGAAACUUGUAGCGGCCAAUUAUGCGCAGGCUAUGUUUUACUUGGCAGAUUGUCAUGGACAAGGACUUUUGGGACUGGCAGUUGACCCACGAGAGGCAUUCCUUCUUUAUCAAUCUGCAGCGAAGCUAAAUCAUCCUCAGAGUGCAUAUCGAGUUGCAGUCUGUUGUGAAUUGGGACAAGAAGACGGAGGAGGGACUCGAAGAGAUCCCAUGAAAGCCGUCCAAUGGUACAAACGGGCUGCCACAUUGGGAGAUCCGCCUGCCAUGUAUAAGAUGGGCAUGAUCUUACUGAAAGGACAUCUUAACCAGCAAAAGAACCCGAGAGAGGCUGUGUCUUGGCUCAAGCGAGCUGCCGAGCGUGCAGACCGGGACAAUCCGCAUGCACUGCAUGAGCUUGGUCUGCUAUAUGAAUCUGCAACGCCCACCGAUCACAUUGUGAAAGAUGAACGAUACGCGAUCCAACUGUUCCAACAGGCGGCAGAGCUAGGCUACAAGUAUUCACAGUUCCGACUUGGAUCGGCCUUUGAGUAUGGACUGCUCGGAUGUCCCAUCGAUGCGCGCCAGAGUAUCGCGUGGUAUACGCGGGCAGCAGCUCAAGGGGAGCACCAGUCCGAGUUGGCCCUCAGUGGGUGGUACUUGACUGGAUCCGAACCACUCCUGACGCAGAGUGACACCGAGGCAUUCCUGUGGGCACGGAAAGCAGCGAGCUCCGGUCUCACCAAGGCGGAAUACGCAAUGGGAUAUUUCUUCGAGGUGGGCAUCGGGACGGCCGUUGAUGUGGAGGAGGCGAAACGCUGGUAUUAUCGAGCUGCUGCGCAAAGUCACGUCAAGGCACGCGAGAGGUUGGAGGAGUUGAAGAGGGGUGGUCAACGGCAGCAGAAGACGCGCAUGUCGAGAACGAACGUCAAAAAUGACGGCGAGUGCUCCGUGAUGUGA